AUGGAUAGCAUUAGGGAACGACUUUUACAAUUAGACUAACAAGCUCAACAAUUCUAACAAUAAAAUAAAUAUUUGGAGGCAUUGAAUGUUUUUGAGGAAAUGCUCAUGAUAAAAAAGUCGGCUUAUGGUGAGGAUUCUGAAGAAUAUUUCAAAACUAGUGAUAAAUUGUGCGAAUUAUGUAACUUAAUCGCUAUGAUUUUCUUGUAAAAGGAAAAAUUUGAUGCUUCAUUAGAAUUCUUAAAGAAGGCAGACAUGUUGGCCUAAUCCAGCACUAGAUAUAAAGCCAUUACUUACAAUAACUUGGCUUGUUUCUACAGGAGAAAUGGGAAAUUAAGAAGUGCUCUGUAAUAUUUGUAAUAAGCUUUGGAAAUAGAAAUUCGAUAAGAAACAGCACCUUCUUUGGCUGAUACCCAUUUAAAUAUGUGUGCUGUGUUGUCACAAUUGAAUAGAGUAAGGAAUGUUAUAUAAUAGCACGCUGAAGCAUUGGAACACGCUUUGAUAUCAGUAGUAUUACUAUAAGAUGAAUUUUUAAUGAAACCACCAGAUUAGAAAAUGGAACAAAGCCAGAAUUAGGAUUAAAAGUCAGGAGAACAAAAGAUGAAGGAUCGAGUGGCUGUCUUAGCCAUCGCCUAUCAUAAUUUGGGCGUAGAAUUUGAAUAUUUAAAGAGAUUUGAUGAGGCUAUUUAAACAUAUUAAAAAGCUGUCAAAUUUGGUGAGCUUCACCUACCACCAGAUCAUUAAUUAAUAGGAAAUUUAAAGAAUGUCUUAGGGAAUGCUUAAGAAUAAAUUAACUAAUAAAGAGCGAAGGAUAGCAACAAGAGAUAAUAGAAGGAAUUGCAAAGCAGAAAUCAAAAUAAAAGAAAACUAGUGGAGGUUGAAGCCACUUACAAAUAGAAUAAUAAAAAGAAAACUGAUAAAAUUGUUCAACACUAAUAAUAAUAAUAAGUUAUGGGAUAGACCAUGCGUUCUAACCCACAAAACAAUAGUGUUAAUAUCAGAGAAGAUGAUUAAGAAUAACAAGGGGGAGUCCAACAAGAAUCCAGCUACAAUGAUCACGAUGAAUUGCAAUAAGAAGCUUAAACUUAAUUAUAAUAGCAUCAAUAAUAAUGA
This is a messenger RNA of Paramecium tetraurelia, 1110 nucleotides long. RefSeq lists its product as uncharacterized. Gene Ontology annotation, molecular function: protein binding. NCBI's taxonomy places the organism in Eukaryota, Ciliophora, Oligohymenophorea, Peniculida, Parameciidae. The record is from RefSeq and is a predicted model, not a curated record. The transcript is spliced from 3 exons.